AUGGCGAGUAAUAAUCCUCUGGCGGAGAAAAAUCAUUUGGGCGACCAAGAGACCGUAUUCACAGAGACCCCGUUAGGCGGCAUCUCAAAUAAUCAUCACAAAGAUAAUAAAAUAACCUCGGAGGAGGUAUGUCUUCCUCAUUCUGUUAGUAUAGAUGAUAAUCCAGUAAGGUUAUCUUCUAGUAUCCAUUUAGCUUCUGGAGUAUUUGGUGAAGAAUCCCCUUGUAACGCAAGCACUAAUAGUGUGAAGCAAGAGAUUAUUAAUUUACUUUCGGAUGAAGUGGCCACGGAACCGGGAGAGCAUCCUGAAAGAGUAUUCGAAGGAAGUAGAUCUGACUUGCGAUGUAGUAAAUCAGAAACAGCGUCACACUCUCUAGCACGUUCUUUUCAAUCACAACACACGAGGAAAGAUGAUGAUUUAACCUCUUCUCGCUGUCCCAGUGUGUUUGUUGAUUAUCAAAAUCCAACAUCAAUAAUGGCUUCUUCGCAUCGUCGUACCUCACAAGCUUAUGAUGUACGUUCGAGGGCUUCAACAAAGGUGAGUGUCGAUUUCUCAAGCACAAAUUCAUAUACACAUGAACAUGUACCUGGACCAUUUUCAGAGGAAAUGCAGCCGGAAUCACCUAUAUUUGUUCGACAACCCGUUUCUACGGAGGACUUGAUGCAUGAGAGAAACAUUGUAAGAAGUUUUAAUGCCUUGAGUAGCGAAGAACGUCGUCUUGAAAUUGUUCAUGCUCUUUUUGAAAAGCAUAUCCAACCGUAUGAAAGACGUCCUUCUUUUACUGCAGAUACUUGGGAUAAGAUAAAACGAGUGGGAAACAACGAAAAAAAUUUUGCUAUUCAAUUUGACCGUAAGCGGUUUUGCUUUUAUGUAACUUUAAUUCAUCGAAAGUACCGACUGUUUUUGUUUUCUUUCUUACUUCGUCUAUUUUGCUUUUUUUUAUUAUGGGUUAUUAUGUAUUGUCUUAUUUCACCCACCGAUUUUAUUCCUGGUGGUUUAUACUUUGAUACGGCUACUACAAUCUUUUUUGCUGGAGUUUUGGGCACUGUUGUAUCAAGAAUUUCCAGAGUACCUUCUCUUGUUUGUAUUAUUGCAGCUGGAAUUUUAUACAAUAACAUUCCAACUACGGGAUAUUUAACUUCAGGUAUUUCAUCAACGAUGCGGGUAUUCGUUGGAACAUUUGGACUUGCAGUGGGAGUUCUUCGAGCUGGAUUGUCACUAAAUAUUACAGCAUUAAAGGAGAAUCUUCUCUCUUAUAUGAUGUUUGGAAUUCUUCCUAUGGCUGCUGAAGCGGUUGUUCAUGGUUUUCUUUGUAAAGAAUUAUUUGGAUAUCCAAAUUUUCAAUGGGCUAUGAUGGAGGGUUUUAUAGUUUCUGCUAUUGCCCCAAGUGUGGUGGCUCCUGCUCUGAUUGAUUUACAGCGUAAAGGUUACGGAACACGAGGAGGUCCGGCUAUGAUGCUGCUCACCUGUACUACUAUAGAUGCUGCUAUUUGUGUAUGGGCUAUUCAACUUCUCCUUGCGUUUGAGUUUUCUACUAUGAGUAGGACUCUCGCUAUUAUUCUCGCACCUGUGCAGAUGAUAGCCGGUUUUUUUGGAGGAAUUGCGCUUGGCGGCAUCAUGUACUUUUUUCUCUUCUACGUUCUUUUUAAAGAGGGGGAGUGGAUUUCUGUCUCGGACGCGGCCCCUCUCCGUGUGACGCUGCGGCACGCCACUCACGCCCGGCGCUGGGCGCUCGCCCUCUUUUUGUUGUUGAGUUUCGCGGUGUUGGCUGCCGGCCGCAUGGGCGCCUCCCUCGGGGGUGCCGGUGUGGGGGCCAGCGCGAUGGCUGCCGUCUUUGGGCGUCUCAGCAGUCGGCGGGCGGCCGGUAAUGGCGCUGCAGUCCGGCAAGAUCUCGCGCGGAGCCUCGCCACCGUCUGGGACUACGCCGUCAUGCCGGCCCUCUUCGCUCUCACAGGGGCGGAUAUUGACGUGCACGAAGUCUUUAACCGUGACUUUAUUGGAUACGCCAUUGCCGUCACCGUGGCCGGUCUGGCCGCCCGUUUCGUGGUUGCCGUACUGACACCGCGACUCAUGCGCAUGCCCCUAACAUGGCGUGAGCUUCUAUUCUGUGGUAUUGGGUCUCUGGGAAAGGGAUCCGUACAGGGUGCACUAGGCGCGGCAGCAAUGAUUAACGCUCAGCAGGAGUUACUGCGUGCGGUAACGGAGGAGGAGAUAGCCCAGGCGGAGCGGCGUGUAGCGUAUGGACGUGUUAUGAAGAAUACCGCCGUGUUGUCUAUGCUCAUUGCCUGCCCACUCUGUGCCAUUCUGAUCGCUUCUCUCUCCCAGAAACUACUAAAGCGUGACGCAGAACUUCCAUACGAGGUAGUCGGUAGUAACAGUGAGGAAGAAAAAAAGAGUGCCGAACAGAAAUCAUCAUAA
This is a messenger RNA of Trypanosoma theileri, 2418 nucleotides long. RefSeq names its product mitochondrial sodium/hydrogen exchanger NHA2. Bases 1 to 2418 code for a protein of 805 amino acids. Gene Ontology annotation, biological process: proton transmembrane transport. Gene Ontology annotation, cellular component: membrane. The record is from RefSeq and is a predicted model, not a curated record. Lineage: Eukaryota; Euglenozoa; Kinetoplastea; Trypanosomatida; Trypanosomatidae. Gene Ontology annotation, molecular function: antiporter activity. The transcript has a single exon.